Messenger RNA from Cooperia oncophora, 756 nucleotides. Lineage: Eukaryota; Metazoa; Nematoda; Chromadorea; Rhabditida; Trichostrongylidae. The record is from the annotation of a GenBank genome assembly.
AUGAAUGAUCGAAUUCUGCAUAGCUAUGAACUAAUUUACGAAGAAAUAGAAAGAAAUCCAGUGGAAGUGAAAGUUGAAGAAGCUCCUGUCCACAUGUAUGACUACGAUGAAGUGGCUAGCAAACCAAGGAUCUUUACACCUCCCCUUCAGUAUCAGCGUAAUGCAUUCGUACGCGACAUUCUCUAUGCAUAUAUGGAGGACGCUGGCGAGAAAAUUCGAAAGUUGGCUGUACUUGGCUGUGGUUCGUUGUCAUUAGAAAGAUUUCUAAUUGCCUUGAUGGGCAGUAUGGGAAUCGAAAGAGUGAUAUCUGUAGAUAUCGAUGAGAACGAAAUUUCGAAAGGAUUAAAGUUACUGAACUCUGCAGAGCACCAAAAUGAGAAAGUUGUGUGCAGUUCGAAUUCGCUCCCGGUAUUGCUUGAUGUCUAUAAAGGGGACAUUCUUGAAUAUGAUGAGCGCCUAGCUGGUGCUGGAUGUGUUUGCUCCACAGAAGUUAUUGAACACAUUCCAAAGGAAGAUGCGACGCGUUUCGUACGAUCUGUGCUUCUGAAUAUUCGACCACAGCUGUUUAUUAUUUCCACCCCAAAUCACGAAUACAAUGAAGCUUUCGGAAUGCCUAACGGAAAGUUUCGUCAUGAUGAUCAUAAAUUCGAGUUCACACGGCAUCAGUUCAGAAAUUGGUUGUUUGAAAUCAUCAAAGAUUUCUCUGAAGAUUACGAUUACGUGGUCAAAUAUGUUGGUAAUGUCCAAGGUAAGUAA